AACAGGUGAUAAAAAUCUAAUCAAAAUUUCACAAUUCCGCAACUUAACAUUCUAGGGAGUACCCAUAUAAAAUUGUUAGUACGUUUAGAAAAACUAAAGCAGAACAGCUGUUGGGAUGCUGAAUUGGACGCAUCCGAAACUGAAAGCAGAUAGUGGAAACCGGUCCUUACAAGAUACAAUUUUAUCAGCUGUUUGGCGAACCUGUGGUUCAUUGUCAAGCUUCCAAACUAUUUAAGUAAAUGCGGUGAAUUCAAUUUGCUUAAAUUUAGCGAAACGUCUAUAUGUAUUAUCAAGUUAAGUGAAGCGUGUUCCUCUUCUUGUUAAUCCACAGACUUUAAAUCAAAUAACUUAUCAAGUAUUGAAGACUCUUUAACCGGUUAAAGAUCCAAGCUGAAUACAAUUGCGCAUAUUUAAUCCGAGUUCUUCUCAAGUAAUACCGCAACUAUGGAGUCUUGGCUGGCCCAUUCUUAUAAGCAACUUUUGGAGGAGGACGACUUUACCGAUUGUUGUGUAGUUGUCGGGACGCGCCGGUUUCCUUGCCACAAGGUUAUACUGGGUGUGGCCUCGGAGUUCUUCAAGCGCACCUUUCAGCCCGGUUUCGCUGAGGCAAAAACUGGGGAUGUGACCCUAACCGAUGUCACGGAGGACAUAUUCGAAAAGUUUCGUCUGUAUGCUUACUCCUAUGACAGGACAUUGCUCAAUAGCUACAGCAAUCAGGAUAUGAUCACGCUGAAGGAGUGCGCCAAUAUGUGGAUUUCCGAACCGCUGAAGAAGGCGUGCGAGGAGAUCUUCAGGGAAAGAUUGCCCAGGAUGGAAUACUCCGACUUGCUGCUCUACUUUGAGCAUGCGCAUCAUAUACACGACACUAAACUCAUCCGUGAGAUUUCCUCUAAUCUGAAACGCAACAUUUCGUGCAAUACAAUCCCAGAAACUCUUUAUGAACUGGGUUCGGAUGUUUUCAGAGAGUUUUUGAAGGUCAUAGAGAACUCUUCGACAGAGAAAACGCGCUAUGACAUAAUUGAGAAGUAUGUGGCCAUUCACGGCUUUGUUCUUAACCAAAGCGAUCUUAAUAAGUGGGAGUUCCACGGACUCGCCAAUCCGAACGAUAAAAUCCCGGACACAGUGUUUCGGUUCGGAGAACUCUCAAUCAACGACGAUAAAAAAACGGACGAAUACGCUAACCCAAAUCCUUUCAAGGUCGAGAAACUUAACUUUUCCGACCCAAACUCGAUAUGCUUGGACCCCAGGUCUAAAAAGGUCAAUAGCGAGUAUGUCAAGACCGUAUUGAGCCUUAUCGACUAUACCAAAAUGACAGCUAAAGAGUUCUUCGAGGGGCCUGGAAAAUCCAAAAUGAUGACCUUUGAGGAGAAGUUCAAUUUUAUGUAUAAAAUAGCUACAGAAGGGACACCUGUUAUUCGAAGUCUUUUCGCACUCCCUAUAAACUAA
Molecule: messenger RNA, 1446 nt
Organism: Drosophila takahashii
Lineage: Eukaryota; Metazoa; Arthropoda; Insecta; Diptera; Drosophilidae
Product: kelch-like protein 40
Molecular function (GO): protein binding
Source: RefSeq, a predicted model, not a curated record